CUGACACCUUUGCCCUGUCCCUGUGCAGAUCUGGCCGGAGGCUGAGGCUGGUUCCCGGGGUGCCAUGUUCUCCCUGCCGUCCCUCCCCUCCUGGCUCCCUGGCCUCCCCUCCCUCGAGUGGGGCUCCAGCCUCCUCGACUCCCUCCUACAAGGCCUGGUCGGGGCCCUUGGAGUCUUGGUCCUGAACAGCCUCCUGAAAGUUUACUUCUUCGUGGGCUGUGCCAAUGACCCGCAGCGGCGGCCGGAAAAGGAGCGGUUGCGGACCCAGUGGGCCUCGCUGGAAAUGGUGCACCUGGCAGGGCUGGCCCUGUUCCUGACAGUCGUGGGGUCCCGGGUGGCUGCCCUCGUGGUGCUCGAGUUCUCCCUCCGGGCCGUGUCCACACUGCUGUCCCUGGGCAAGGGCUCCCGGGGCCCUGAGAGGCUGCAGCUCUACCUGCUGUGCCAGUACUCGCUGGGCUGCGGGCUGAGCUGCGGCCUGAGCUUCCUGCAGGAGGGCGCCCCUCACCGCACGCUGAACCUGCUGCUCAGCCUCGGGCUGGCCACGCUGCUGGGCCUGGGCGCCCGGCGCCUCCACCGCCACGUCUGCCGCCUCUACGAGCUGCACAGCAGCCAGCGCUACUGUGGGGUGUGCCUGGGCCUGCUGGCCGGUGUGCACGACCUCCCCCGGCUGCUGGGCCGCGCCCUGGCCGUGGCCUUUGCCGUGGGUGACCUGGCAGCAGUGGCCCUCAUCAACCGGGACUUUCUGACCACCUCGGAGGCUGUGCGGUUCUGGACGCCGCUCACCAUCUGCUACACGCUGCUGGUCAUCUACAUGCAGGAGGAGCAGCGGCAGCACCCCGGCCUGCAGAGCCAGGUGCAGACGGUGCUGGUGCGCAUGGGUGGUCUCUUCGUGCUGCUGCUGACCGUGGGCCGCUGGCUGGACCUGCUGGGCAUCCUCAUCUCCCUGCUGGGCGAGCUCUGGUGUCUGGUGGGUGUCCGCACCCUGCUUGACCUCUGCCAGAUACAGGACUUUCCAACCCAGAGGCCUUCAGUGUCAACGCCAAGCCAGCCCCUGCCCUCCACACCCCAGCCCCAGAGUUCACCCUCCUCCUGACCUGCCUCAGGGAGGAUCUGAAGUCUGUCUCAGGCCCACCAGGCUGACCUUUGAGGCCCUGACUCCAGGAAGAUGCCUGGAGGCAGAAUGACAGGGCUGGCCCCUUCCCAGAGCUCAGUGUAGGCCCUGGGAGCCCCAAGAAGGGAAGGCAGGAUUUAGAGAUGGGAGACUCUGGAGAGGGGACACCUGAGGGCCCCUGGUUGAACUCUCUUUUUCUCAGAGUGGGCAAUGAUGCAGUCCCUCAGACCUGCCUUCCUGGGCAGGGGUGGGGGUGGGGGUGCAUCCUCAGAAGGGCUCCCCCUUUACUGGCUCCCCUUGCCCUCCUCACGAACAAUAAAGACGAUGACUUUCUCAA
This is a messenger RNA of Sapajus apella (tufted capuchin), 1448 nucleotides long. RefSeq names its product transmembrane protein 82 (gene TMEM82). The record is from RefSeq and is a predicted model, not a curated record. Bases 65 to 1093 code for a protein of 342 amino acids. The transcript has 6 exons. Lineage: Eukaryota; Metazoa; Chordata; Mammalia; Primates; Cebidae.